CUCAUGCGACACCUUUCGCUCCUUCAUCGUCGUGUAGGUCGCCGAUGCCAUUAAAUUGUUUGCCCUCCUUCGAGCUCACGAGCACUUUGGCGUUGCAACUGCUAUGCUGCAGAGCAACAUAAGAAGGCGCGCACCUCCCUCAAUUCCCAGAUCGAUUUCGCAAUGGGCCUCAUCUCGGACGUGCUCAUUCAACGUUUCGCCACUCCAGAUUGAGGCAUGACCGCCAUCACAAGCUGCCCGGGCUCCAUCUUAACUGUUUGAUACAGGGCGGCACUCCUUCUCUGGACACGAUGGGGAUCAAGAACAUCUUCCGCUUGAUCAAGGACCACGCGCCUCAUGCCGUGCGCGAGGUCAGGGGAUGGGAAGAGCUAGCAGGAUCAAAGCUCGCCUUCGACGGCACUCUGAUGCUCAUGAGGCUACACUUCUCUCCGAGCGAAAGUGACAAUCGGCAUAUGCUGGGUCUUUCAAACCUGCUCAGGACGUUGCGCAGUCAUCGAAUCCAGCCCGUCUUCGUCUUUGAUAAUCCAGAGCCAACCGCGCGGGUUCCAGAAAAGCUGCGGGAACACCAGAAGCGGAAGCUGCAUCGAGCUCGACUCAACCUCAGGCUGCGAGAGGAAAACAAGAGGAUGGAGAGGAUUGCGGUCAUCAAACAGUUGGUGCCAGAGUGGGCUGAUAUGGACGAGAAUUCUAGGCUGGAGUGUGCAAGAUAUCUUCAGCAGUGGUCCACGCCGACACGGCGAUCCACCUGGCACGUGGACGCCGGCGCAGAUUCCAAUGCGGCUGCCGCUAGUGAAGAGCUGACAAGCAGCAAUGAACCACGAAUCCUGACAGAGCUUCAUGAUGCAGAGCUAAGAAGCGAAGUUCAGGCUCUUAAAUCCUUGGCUGCACGCUUGGACGGCCAGCCUAGCUCUUCUGAUGCACUAUCUGCGAUCAACACUAGUCACCAAAUCAAUGACACGGGUAAGGACACCGAAGCUCGGUCAGCCUCGAUUUCUGCCAUCCAGGCUUCUCAAGGUCUUACGUUUGCCAAGCGCAUUCUGCGGCUACAAAUCGACUUUCUCGAAGCGAUGUGCAAGGAAACCGCGAUGGACGAUGAAGGUUAUCUGCAAGAUCUUGCGGCGUCCAAGCCAUUGAAGGAGUCGCGUAGACAAAGGCUCUUGUCCCUCACCGAAGGCCAAAUGCAUGGAGCAUUCCAAGCUGGUUCCACGUCUCUAGCCUAUUCUGUCAGCAAAAGGCUCGACGCUUCUACCAUCAGUAGUGAAGAAGCGGUACAUGAGGCUCUAGAGACGCAUCCCGAGCCAGAAGUAGAGCCAGCGAUUGCCGAGACCCAUGCGUGGACAGACAAGAUCACCGAGAUCGAGCUUGCCGAUGAGCUCGCGUCGCGAGGCGAGCGCACUGCGCACUCUAUAGGGGCUACUGCGCCAUCGAGCGCAGAGGUGGCUGGUGGGACAAAGGAUACUACGCCAGCGGACGAGGCAAGCUUCGAGGUCGCGCAGCCUGAGCAAGGUCAGCUCGUGUCUUCGCCGGCGAAGCAGGAGCGCCCACUCACCACCCUGCUUCAAGAGAUGACUCAAGCGCAUGACGUGAUCACCACAGGCUACAAACGAGCAACGCGCCCACUCCCGCCCAAUCUUUCGCAGACCGCGGCAGAGCUGUGUUCCUUGCAUGGUGUACCAGUCAUCUGGACGGGAUCGGGUGUGGCAGGUGUCCAGAGACCUGGAGAAGCCGAAGCGUUGUGCGCAGAGAUCGUUAAGCAGGGGUUUGCAGAUGCUGUGGUGUCCGAAGAUAGCGAUACACUGCUGUACGACGUGCCGAUGUUACGAGGCGCUCUUGGGGGUCCUCUACAGAUGGUGGAUGCUCAAGCCGUGCGUCGAGCAUUCUUUCCGCCUGAACGUCUCGCGAGCACGUCCAGCGCUCAUCACAUACAAGAAAUUGGGACGCAGUCGCACGACGCGGACUCAACUUCAGACAGUCCCUUAGUGUCGGUCACUGGCGGUGCGAUCAGUCUCGAAGGGGAUAUGGAGAGUUCUGCUCGCUUCAUGGAGCUUGCCCUUCUGUGCGGCACUGACUUUAACAGGACAGUGCCCAGCAUCUCCAUCAAGCGAGGCUUGCAAUUCAUCCGUGAAUACGGUCGGAUCGAGCGCAUCUUGCAGCCGGCUGAAGGCGACAAGGAGCUCUUGCGCUCGCCAAUAAAGGAGAAGGGCACCCAGCUGUUGCCCGAGCAAGGGAGAAAGGUCAAGGCACCGUUGCCCCCAGCUAAAUUCGUACCUCCGGACGGGCUUUCCAUCGCGGAAUACAAGCAGGAGCUGACGAGCGCCAAGCGAGUCUUCAAGAGGCGGCCGACCUUGCACAGGGACAGGAAGACUUUGCAAGCUUGGUCCGCUGCUCCUCGUUCGCAGGAAUGGAACUCUCCCGACGGAGAGGCUCUUGCGGAAUUUUGGAAGCGCACACACGUGAUAGAUGAGGACGAUGAGCGAGCUUACGCCAUGUUUGACGGACACAGUCACAGUGACAGCGAGGUUGCUAGGCGUCGACGACCUGACACGCCCGGCUCUUUUGGCAAGAACAUGUUCGAUGACUCACCUAAAGACUCUCAACACACUGCAAGCUGGAAUCCUGAGCGCCAAUAGCGCGCAAUCUACGGAGCAGCUUUCGUCCAAAUAUUCAAGCUGUGCGGCGCUGCAUGCUUCGUUUCGGUACACAAGAUCUCCGAGUCUCAAUCAUUCGGCAUUGCUCAUACUAUUCCCAGUCUUCCGCCACAUUUGGAACCCAUGGCACUCAAUUUGCUUCAACUCUUACUCAAAUGCAUCACCGUGAAUGAUGGACACGAAACAAGAAAAUCGACUGACAAGCUCUUGUUGCUCGUGCAAGUAUCGUGACAGGUAUGAAUUGAGAAAGGCUGUGAACGACUGAGCGAAGCACAGACGAAAUUCGCACAGAUCAGAAUGGCAAGAUGACGGGCUAUAACGAUGCUCGGGUGCGCGACAACCACUCAGAGGUUGCAAGUGAGCGAAUCAUUCCGCCAUGGAAGAAGCCGCGC
Messenger RNA from Ceraceosorus guamensis, 3040 nucleotides. RefSeq names its product PIN domain-like protein. The coding region runs from base 291 to 2630 and encodes 779 amino acids. Lineage: Eukaryota; Fungi; Basidiomycota; Exobasidiomycetes; Ceraceosorales; Ceraceosoraceae. The record is from RefSeq and is a predicted model, not a curated record. The transcript has 2 exons. Gene Ontology annotation, cellular component: nucleus; cytoplasm. Gene Ontology annotation, molecular function: 5'-3' exonuclease activity; 5'-flap endonuclease activity.